Molecule: messenger RNA, 1911 nt
Organism: Scheffersomyces amazonensis
Lineage: Eukaryota; Fungi; Ascomycota; Pichiomycetes; Serinales; Debaryomycetaceae
Exons: 1
Coding region: 1-1911 (636 amino acids)
Biological process (GO): negative regulation of G2/M transition of mitotic cell cycle
Cellular component (GO): cell division site
Molecular function (GO): protein binding
Source: RefSeq, a predicted model, not a curated record
AUGGAGCAAUCGGUUGUGACAGAUAUUGUUUAUCUGCAAACAAUCGAAACUCAAGAAGAUAUCAGAUCACCACUUCAAAAAUUACAAGAAGUAGUUGCACAUGCAAAGUCUAAGAGUCAAAGUAAGAUUGACACUAGUUCAUUACCUAUUAAUUCUAGUGCAAAUUCUAGUGCAAAUUCAAAUUCCAGUUCUAACUCUACUACUAAUUCAAAUCCUAAUACCGAAGACGACAAUAUAAUUAGACUAUAUCCCGAAGUCAAUUAUCAUGAAAACAAUUCAGAAAUAACGAGUCCAAUCCAUACAUCAAAACCAAUGAAUAGUGCUGGAGUAUAUAGUAACCAAGAUCGAGAAAGUAUCUAUUCAUUCGAUUCAGUAAGUACUAAUGGAAGACUUCUUGAUCGAUUGGAUUUUGAAAAUGAAGACUUUCUUGAAGAUGAAUAUGGAUUAAUUAAAAGAGAAAGUAGAUCAUCAAUUCAUUCAACUACAAAAUUACUAGAGAAAUUGGAUCUAGAAAAUAAUGAUAGUAAAUUAAGAAGAACAACUUCUACUACAAAUGCAUACAGAAUUCCUAAUGAAAAUAAUUUAGCAGCCAUUAGAGGUCUAAAAUCUUCAAGAUCUAUUCAUACUUCACAACCAUAUAAUUCACAAUCUAAAAGUAAUGUUCAUGUAAAACAUGUCCCAAUGAAUCUUGUAUUUCAGAAUACUAAUAAUUCCGUUGGAUCAUUUAAAUCUGAUAUAGCAUCAAUAAAAAAAGUAGGUUCUGCAUCAAGUACCUCUCUUUCUGCUAUAGGUGGACAAUUCCAAAUACCUACUCAACCAUUACCUGAUUUUUUAAAUUCUAAAAAUGGAUCGGAUUCAUCAAUAAAGAAACCAGACUCUACUUCACAAGUUGAAGAAAUUAAUAAACCUUUAGAACAAGAUCAACAAACAGUUCCAUCACUGACACUGACACUGACUGGUGUAUUUAGAACUCCUUCAGCACCAAUAAUAAGACCUAAAGAAAAACUUCCAACAAGAGCUGGUAGUACAACAUCACUUGAUUAUGGUUCAACAGCUCCUAAACCAUCAACAAGAAGGAUUUUAUCAGAAGGUUCUGAAAGUUCAGGCUCAAGUACUAGUCUUAGAAGUCUUUCUCAAGGUUCACAAAUUCCCGAGAAUUCUUCACCUGGAAGUCGAACUAAAUUAGCUUUACAAUUAAGAUCUUUAGGAAAACAUCGAGAAGCAUCAUAUCAAUUACAAAUAGCAGCCAAUGCCCCAUUUAAUUUUCCUCAAGCUAUGUAUUUAUAUGCGGUAGCAUUAAGACUCGGUCAAGGUGUUAAACAAAAUGAUUUACAUGCCAUAAAAUGGUUAUGUAAAUGUAUAAUGAGUCAUAGUUCACAUUUACAAACUGCUUCACAAUCAGCUGUUUCAUCAUUUAUGGAUAAAUUACAUCAACUGCCUCCACAAAAUUUAAUAUCUCUGAUUAUUAGAAAUUUAGAUAAUACAGUUGAUCGAGAUUAUUAUAAAAAUGGUAAUGAUCCUAUACUUCUUGGAACAUUAUUUGCUAAAUUAUCUAAAGUUCAAAUAGCUAAAGUAAUUACUGUAAAUAAGAAUCAAACUGAUAUUUUGGCAUUAUGUUAUUAUGAAUUAGGAAAUUUUUUAAUGAAUGGUUAUGGAUUAGAAUUUAAAGAUGAAAUUAAUGGAAUUAAAUGUUUAGCAAAAGCCGGAUCUUUAGGUCAUAUACCUUCAAUGGUACUUUUAGGAGAAAUAUGGUCUAAUAAAACUAAGAAUCAUAAAAAAGAUCUUUAUCAAGCUGCUGCUUGGCUACGACUUGGAGAAAUCUUUGGCGUAAAAUCUAUUGGGAAUAGUUGGAUAUAUAAAGAUAAAUAUCUUCCAUCAAAGUCACUGCCAUCAAUGACGGCAUCACCUUGA